This is a messenger RNA of Xenopus tropicalis (tropical clawed frog), 2931 nucleotides long. RefSeq names its product centrosomal protein 85kDa (gene cep85). The record is from RefSeq and is a predicted model, not a curated record. The transcript is spliced from 14 exons. NCBI's taxonomy places the organism in Eukaryota, Metazoa, Chordata, Amphibia, Anura, Pipidae. The coding region runs from base 175 to 2265 and encodes 696 amino acids.
AAGUCUCAUCUCGCGAGUUUGUGACGAAGCUGUGAGAGAAGCGGGCCGUCAGGGUGAGAGGAGCGGGAUACUCAAACUGCUAUCUAUUCGGGACUGUGGGCAGUGUUAUGAAAAUCGGAAUUCGCAGGACACUUUGGAGAAACCACUGUUCCUGUUAAGAAACCUGUUGAUGCUAUGGAAACAAUGGAAAGAUACCAGGAUGCAGGGUACCAGCGAACCAGCAGAGCAGAAUCUGGAUCUUCUCAAAAGAAUGUUCUGUCAUGCACAGAGUGGCAAACCCCUUUAGUGUCUGGUAAAGCUGUCAGCAGAUUUCCUACUGGUUAUGGGAUCAUAAAAGGUGACCCAAGGUCUGGGACCUCCUGUCUCGAAGGUAUGGAAGACUUUUGUAAUGCUAGCAGAAACAUGACAUUCCAGCCAAUCAGAAGCCAAGUCACUAUCCCUACAGCUCAUGUCAUGCCUUCUACUCUUGGCCAUAAAGACUCUGCAUCGCAUGCCUACUCAAGUGUGACUCCUCCAGACCACACUACAGCAGAAGACACUAGGAAAUUUGAAACACCUAAUAUAGAACCAACACUGAACCAGUCUGGCAUACUGGAUGCAUUUUGCACAGAUCACCGUCCAGGUGCUCCCACAGGCAUAGUCAGUGCAGACACUGAACCAUAUGGUGCUCUGCCUGAGAUAAGAGCUAUUGGAAAGGGGGAAUUUACAUGCAAGAUAGGACAAUCUGCUACAUAUCAAAACAGUCAUGGGUGGAAGCCUGAGCAGUACAGUCUGCAACCAGGUGCUGAAAUUAGUGCUUGGAGACAGCAUCAAAACGCUGAGAACAUGAGACUAAGAAUGGAACAGCUCCAGAUGGUGAGACCCUGUCCCCCGACACCUGUGUAUAGUUCAGGACUGCAGUCUGAUCCUGGGCAGUGGGAAAGAAUCUUUAAGACAAGAGAGAGUGUCCUGCUGGAGAAGGAAAUGUUGUUGGAGAGACAACGGCAGCAUAUUUUACAACUGGAGCAAAAGCUAAGAGGAAAUGAGGUACAGGCACAUAGCACUCUGCUGAGCCAGACCAGCCCCUAUAGUGACGUGUAUAUAAUGAAGAUGCAGGAACUGCAGAGGGAGAUUACUUUCCUGCGGGCACAGUUUGCAGAAAAGGUGGAUUCUUCUAGCAGAGAAAAAGCAGACUUGGAAAAAAAGUUAAAUGCUGGUGAAGCAGAAAGCAGAGGCUUAAGAGAAGCAAUAAAGGAGGCUACCCAGAAACACACUGAGGAGCUAAGAAAGCAGGAAGAGCGGGUGAAGGGAAGGGACAAACAUAUAAACUCUCUAAAGAAGAAAUGUCAGAAAGAGACUGAACAAAACAAAGAAAAACAACAGAGGAUUGAGACAUUGGAAAGAUAUUUGGCUGAUAUUCCUACUGUCCAAGACCACCAAAAACAGACCCAAGAGCUUAAGAUUCUUCAGGAAAAAAGUAGCCUCUUGCAGGAGCAAGCGAGUGAGCUGGAAAAGAGGCUUGCAGAGAUCAGAAAUGUGAACAGAGAAAAGGAGACCCAGCUGGCAGCUGAAAAGUGCCGGGGACAGGAGUUGAUGAGUACCAUUGACAGCCUGAAAGAGGAAAUAGAAUGUUUCAAGCAAACGGAAUCGGGAGAAAAGGAAAAGCGUUUGAAGCAGGAGUCAGAAGAAUUCAGACAAGAGGUGCAGUCUCUACGGAAGGAGCAGGAGUGUCUGAGGAAGGUGAUAGAAAGUCAAAAAAAAAAGAUAGAACAGAUGUGCAAUAAAGUAAAGGUCCUGGAAGAACAGGUGGCACAGGAAGAAGGUACAGGUGAUGCCCUUAAAGAAGAAGCACAGAGGAAAGAAACUGCUCUACAGCAACUACGAGCAGCUGUCAAAGAGCUUGCAGUGCAGAAUCAAGACUUGAUGGAGCAAAAUGUGACUCUUCAGGAGCGAUUGCGUCAGACAAGGGGAGCAGAACAACCUGCUGAAUUAGAAUCUGGGACAAUCGUCGCCCUCUGUAGUGAGCUGAAUCUCUGCCUGAAAGACCUGAGAUCUAUAUGUACUCUUAUUAGUCAGAGAAUGGAGGGAAGAGACCCCAACUUGUCACUGCUCCUGGGGAUACACUCUGCUUCACAUUUUGAGGAUCAAGAUGGGACAAGUGAUUCAUUGUCUUUGGAUAAACAUCUGGAUGGAGUGAGGCAUUUGAAGAGAGAGAUUGAGGACUUGAGAACCACCAUAAGUGACCGUUAUGCACAGGAUAUGGGUGAUAACUGUAUCACACAGUAAGGGGACUGUUUUGUCAGUGAUGAGUUGACACAGGAUUUCACACAGACUGUGUAACAGAUAUAUCACCGUGAGUACUGGAAAUCCAUCCUUUUAAAAUAUAUGAUAAAGGAACAAAGUGCCUUAUGUAUGAACAUGACGGGUAUGAGCUGCACAUUAACGUGCAGGAUCUUGUGGUCAGUUCUGCAUGAGAGGAUAAUUCUAACUCUUUGCACACUGACCAACAUAUAAAAAUCAAUUUUGUGAGUAAAAGCUUUGUUUCUCACUGGACUGUAGAUUUAAAAACAUAAAUCCAGAAUGUUUCAUCUGAGAUAAAAUAACUGUAUUAGAGCACUUGCUGCAGGAAACCCUUGAGCUUAAUGUGUAUUGCAUUUUUAUUAAAUUUUAACAUUGGUUUGGAGAUCAAUCCCACUGGCAACUGCUGCUCAUUUAGCUCCUUUAUAAUAAGUGCAGAUUACUUAUCGGCUGAUGCACUGAGCUGUUUCUAAUACUGAAUAAAAGACUUCUUAUACUGUGUGACAUUACAUUCAUGUCUCUGAUCACAUGCAGUACUGUUUGCAGGCCAUAUAUUGGCUUCUGACUGAUUAUUUAUAAUUUAAAAUCUGUAUAUUUAUGUUUUUGUCUGCUUUGUGUUUUACCAUUAAAAUAAUAAACUUCAAGUUGUCAUAA